Messenger RNA from Cuscuta campestris, 995 nucleotides. The record is from the annotation of a GenBank genome assembly. NCBI's taxonomy places the organism in Eukaryota, Viridiplantae, Streptophyta, Magnoliopsida, Solanales, Convolvulaceae.
UCCGAAUUAAGUAAUUAUAUUGAAGAUUUGAAGGAAUUAUUAAACAAACAAAAAGAAAAAUGAAAUCGAGGGGGGCGUGGAACCUGGUUCGGGUAGCAUUGCUCCGCUGGGCCAGGGAGGGAUCGGGUUUCAGGAGCAGGGCGCAACAGCUCGCCGUGAAGUUCGUCAAGAGCCUCCACGGCCGCCGCUCCCGCCGCCGCCGGCUCGAUUCGUCCUACGCCGCACUCCGUCGCGGCGAGCGCCAGUUCUCCUUCGGCAGCACUCCCGUCGCCCGCCGUCCCGCUCCCUUGCGGCUCAAGCUGCCUCGCAUUCCCUGCAUCGGCGAUCCCCGCGUGGAUUUCGAUUUCCGGAGCACCGACGAAGACGAUGAUUAUACGAUGGAGUCUCGCGAAUACGGCAGUUCCGAUCAUUCCGGUUUCUUCGAGGAGAGUUCGGCGACGGAUGAUUACGGCGGCGAUGAAAUUGAUCAGAAGGCGGAGCAGUUCAUAGCCAGCUUCUACGAGCAAAUUAAGCUGCAAAGGCAGAUUUCAUAUCUGCAGCGCCAUUCUGAAUUGCUUUCAAUUUCAACCUCACCUAGUUGAUUGAUUGAUUGAUUAAUACUCCUAUUAAUUCCAUUAAUCUUAUCCAUAAUUUGAUGUAAACGUUCGUAAUCUUUGUAUGUAUAUAUCAAAAACGAUAUUGGUAUAAUACUUUGUAGUUCAUAGCUCUUUGUAUGAGACGGAAGCGAUUAUUGUACAACCGGUUGUAUCCAAACUUGGGUACAGGAAGAGACGGGGAAGGCCGAGUGAGGUUGCGAUCAAUGGAGAUCCAACACCCAGACUGUAGCGGCAAUGACUUUGGUAGCGGUGAUCUAACCCUAGCCAACAGUUCCUCAGAAGCCGCGAUUCCCUCCGAUGUGGUGGUUUGAGACGAGAACUUUGGGCUCCUUUACAAUGAACACUACAUUGCUUUAAAAUAAAUAUUAUUUUAUUUGAGAAUGAAUAUUAUGUUGUUUC